This is a messenger RNA of Mya arenaria, 1872 nucleotides long. RefSeq lists its product as uncharacterized. Gene Ontology annotation, molecular function: chitin binding. The transcript has 4 exons. The record is from RefSeq and is a predicted model, not a curated record. Gene Ontology annotation, cellular component: extracellular region. Lineage: Eukaryota; Metazoa; Mollusca; Bivalvia; Myida; Myidae. The coding region runs from base 174 to 1145 and encodes 323 amino acids.
CAAGGAUUUUAUAUACAAUAAUCUGACUCCAUCGAGGACAAUACUAACAAAUAUCGUCUUAGACAACAUUGAUAAAUACAAACGAAUUUAAAUCUUUAGUUUAUUUUAUACACGACUUUCAACUAAAGAUUUCUUUCUAUAAAAAAAGAAAACGAUAACUUAAUAGCGAAACAAUGAUUGGAUACACAACAGCGUUGUUUGCUUUGGUCGCCGGAACUUUGGUCAUUGCUGGCCACGACGAACUCGUGCAAUGCACACCGGGUGUAUAUCAGAUCAUCGGAAAGGCCGACUGUACGGGCUUCUUCAUGUGCGUGUUUGGGAAAAAAGUCGAGAUGCCGCCUUGUCCUGCUAGCUCGGUGUUUAGCUCCAGCGCUAACGUUUGUGUUCCCAAAGGUUCAAUGUAUGAUGACUGCAAGAAAACAACAGAAGGAGGCGGAGGUCACAUGCCAGUGCUGCCCGACCUAGGAUCUCUUAGUCCAAAGGAACGAUGCAAAAUGUUUGGAGGCGUGUUUCCCCACCCCACGGAAUGUCAAGUCUUCUACAACUGCAGUGUUAGUUAUACACACGCGUUCUUCGAGCAACACCUUGUUGAAUGUCCCUACCCUCAACUUUUCAACACCGACACCAAACAGUGUGACCAUUUUGAGAAUGUAAAAUGUGGAAGCAGGACAGAGUUCAAGGAUGGAUGCCAAUACAGAUCCAACCAGUGUCCCGUUUCCCACUGUAGACCCUGCAGUGUCGACCUCCCAAGCUGUGUAGGCAAACCUGACGGAAUAAAUGUUCACCAAGUCAAACUUUGGAGUCCAUUCUACGCCGUAUGCUACAAAGAACGCACGAUCAAAGUGGAUCGAUGCCAAGCUGACGUAAAUGGCCGAGCACAGUUGUUCCAUCCGGAAAGGAACGAAUGCGUUUCAUUGGAUAUGAUUCCUCGAGAACAUGGGGGAUUGAUGCCCGAGUGCGGUACGAAAGUAGACGGGUUUUAUCAGGAUGUGUUUGGGCGAUGUGACCAGUACGUGCGUUGUCAGGGAGGAAAAUAUAUUGGCACGGUGAAAUGUGCGGUUGGAGAGGUGUUCGAUGGCACAAAGGGCGGCUGCGUUCCGCAAGAGAAAGCAUGCGGACCCUGCGGAAGAAAUGACCAUUGCUGAGAAAACUACUUUCACACUUAUCGAAAUAAAAAUGAUGAAAAUGGGCGAAGUGUCGAAUCUCCAAGAUGUAAAAGUCGUGUUAGAGACAGCUUAGUGUUGCUCUGAGUUGAUCUCGCUGUGUUGGCUUUACUACCAACAUUUACCAUUUUAAAACCAACCAACUACUUUUGUGUUGUUAAUUUGCAAUGUUUUGUAUGUUUUUAACAUUUUUUAUCACAUUUAUGAUGUCUUUUGAUUAAGGUUCUAUACUUUGUUAUUUAUUGAUGUUUUAAAAGUAUGCACUUUGCCAGUACAUUGAAUUUGCGUGUGUGUCGUUAGCUCUGUGAUAAAUAUUAUAAAAAAAAUACUGUUAAAAGUAAUACAACAUAGCAUCACUGUAUUGCAUAUACAGAUCUAUUAUGUUUUUAUUACUAUCAAUGUUGCAAACCCUUAAAUAUUAUGAUUAGCUAACUUAUUUACCAUCAUUGAGUGUUUAUAAACUCAUUAGUUAUUCAAUUGGCAUUACAUAGCUGAAUGAUGUUAUAUAACUUAAGAAAGAGAAAGAACACAAAAGAACACACGACUUUGAGUUGUUAAUCAUUGAUCCGAUGCAGAAUGGUACGAUUAUGUAUUAAUCUUUAUUAUGAUCAUUCAUUUGUAAAUAGAUUUUCAUUAUUUUAUUUAUGAAUUUUGCCUUGUGCAAUUCCUUUGAAAUCCACACAUUUUGUUCAAUAAAAUGCAAAAUAUA